Messenger RNA from Mizuhopecten yessoensis (Yesso scallop), 6873 nucleotides. RefSeq names its product nodal modulator 1-like. Lineage: Eukaryota; Metazoa; Mollusca; Bivalvia; Pectinida; Pectinidae. Gene Ontology annotation, cellular component: endoplasmic reticulum membrane. Gene Ontology annotation, molecular function: carbohydrate binding. Bases 36 to 3626 code for a protein of 1196 amino acids. The record is from RefSeq and is a predicted model, not a curated record. The transcript has 31 exons.
ACCCGGGUUAACUUCCGCUUUUUAAAAGACACGCGAUGAGUACCGGUUCAGUUCCAAACUUGCUUUGUUUUAGCUAUAUAUUAUUUAUUUUUGUUGCUUUAUUAUGUCCAAGAGAUGUAGCUGCUGAUGGUGUAUUGGGUUGUGGUGGAUUUGUCAGGUCAGAUGUCGACAUUAACUUUUCUUUGGUCGAGGUGAAGCUGUACACUCCUCAUGGCAGCAUUAAGUAUCAGACGGACUGUGCCCCAAACACAGGCUAUUAUCUCAUUCCUCUGUACGAGAAGGGAGAUUUCGUCCUCAAGGUGGAACCACCGGCAGGAUGGAGUUUUGAACCAGAAAGUGUGUCCCUCAAAGUAGAUGGCAGCACAGAUCACUGCAGUCUUGGUGAAGACAUCAACUUUCGUUUCACAGGCUUUUCUAUAUUUGGAAAGGUGGUGAGUAAAGGUCAGGACAAGGGACCAACUGGGAUCAAUGUUAUAUUGAGGAAGCAGGGCUCCAGUGAAACUCUACUAACAACUGUCACAGGGGAGGAUGGAAAGUAUACGUUUGCUGGAGUUUUACCAGGAGAGUAUGAUGUAAAAGCAUCACAGUCCGAAGACUUCAACUUCCUACAGGCCGAGGCUAAAGUGACAGUUACCAAUGACAACACCAACACAGGAAACAGUAUCGUCAUUGCUGGUUAUAAAGUCAAGGGAGCUGUACAGAGCGAAGGAGAGCCAAUCAAGGGAGUUAAUUUUGUGCUGUUUUCCUCUAGUUUUAAGAAAGAGGACAUCACAGGAUGUGAGAAAAGCCCCCUGAAAGGGUUCACCACAACCGACAAUACCUCUCCUUUGUGUUACACAUCGUCCAGUACAGAUGGAAGCUUCACCUUUCCAGCUCUACCCGUUGGGAAAUUUUACAUUAUUCCAUUCUACAAAGGAGAGCACAUCAGAUUUGACGUUUUACCAGGGCGACUAGAUAUAGAGGUUCAACAUGGACCGGUCACUCUCAAGGAGAUAUUCCAGGUGGAGGGGUUCUCUGUCAGUGGUCGUGUCCUCACCAAAGCCGGGGGAGCAGGUGUGUCUGGUGCGACAGUGCUGGUGGGCGGGAAAACUGUGUCCCGGACAGAAGCAGACGGGUUGUACCACCUGGAAAACAUGAAGACAGGGACAUACCGCAUUCAGAUCCAAACCGACAAUAUCUAUUUUGACGAGGUCACCGUUAAAAUCACACCUAACACCCCAAACCUGCCGGACAUCUUGGCAUCAGACUUUAAGAUGUGCGGUAAGAUCGUGAUAAGCCAGCUCCCGGAAACUCUGAGGCAGGUCACCAGUCAGAGACGAAUCAUCAUCAUCCCGCAGAGCAAAAACAUGGACGCUUCCUCUGCCAAGGCCGAUGCUGACGGGAACUUCUGUGCCAAGGUCAAACCUGGCAUCCAUGUUGUACAGGUCCACAUGACUGAAGAAGAAAAGGCAGCAGGUCUGUCCAUUGUCCCGAGUGAAAAGACGGUCACUGUUACGGACAAACCAGUUAUGGACGUCACUUUCUCACAGUUCCAGGCCAAGGUCACAGGCACAGUGAUAUGUCUGGAAAAGUGUGGCCCUGUAGAAAUUUCCUUAGAAAGUGACAGACGAGGAGAAGUGAAGCAAAUAACACAGGUGAAAGAGGCUGCCAGAGGGGGAACCUUCCAGUUUGAUAAUGUCUUACCUGGAAAAUAUAAAGUGACGCUGCUGCAGGACAGCUGGUGCUGGAAGGAGAAGACACUGGAUGUUGAAGUGGCUAGUGCUGACCUCUCGGGGAUAGAGUUCACACAGACCGGCUACAUACUCAAAUGUAGCAUCUCCCACGAAAUCAAACUGGAUUUUGCUCAUGAAAAGAAGGAGGGAACUGUUGGAUCAUUCCAGCUAAACAAGGGAACUAACCGAUUCUGUCUGGCACAGCCGGGCGUGUACCGCCUAACUCCCGACUCCUGUCAUAAGUUUGACAAAGAUGUGUUCACAUACGAUACGUCUAACCCAGAGUUACUCACCUUGGCAGCAGUGCGUCACUUGAUGGAGGGCACUGUCACCACAGAGGAGCUUGCUUCAGAUAUCCAAAUCACUGUUGUCUCAUUGGUCGAACAAGAUAUAGUCAACAUUGGACCACUGACCACUGCCAGAAAACCACCCAGUACGGAGAAGGGGGCCAAACCUGUGACCGGGCCAUUUGUCUACAAGUUCACACACUGGGCAAGGUCAGGAGAGAGGUUAGAAGUCAGUGCAAAAUCUAAGGAGCUGCUGUUCAGUCCUAGUAAAGCAGAGAUCCUGGUCCACGGAGAUACCUGUGUUGGGGAGGUAGUCAAGUUUACGGGAAAGCGAGGCGUGUUUAUCAACGGUCAGAUAAAACCAGCACUGGCUGGGGUCAGUGUGACAGUCGUCGCUAAGGAUGAUUCUAUGGACCCAAUUGUCAUGGAAACCGUUGAAUCAGGAACAUUCAGUGUUGGGCCCCUUCACAGCAGUAAGGAGUAUAGCGUGUCCGCCGAGAAGACGGGUUACGUACUGGUCAAGGAGGAUGGACAGACUGCCUCCUUCAAGGCCUACAAACUUGGCCAGGUAUCUGUACAGGUGAUGAACGAGAAAGACCAGCCCCUGUCAAACGUCCUCCUGUCACUGAGCGGGGAAAGACAGUACCGCAGCAAUAACGUCACCGGCGACAAUGGCACCAUCAACUUUAUUGGAUUGAGUCCUGGCGAGUACUACCUGCGGCCAAUGAUGAAAGAGUACAAGUUUGACCCUGCUUCUCAAACUAUCGAAGUCAUGGAAGGAACAACCAAGAAAAUCACCAUCAAGGGACUCCGCGUGGCAUAUAGUUGCUAUGGCUCUGUGACAUCAUUAAAUGGAGAACCAGAGCAAGGCGUCAUUGUGGAGGCAGUGGGCACGGAUAAGUGUGGGAGUUUCCAGGAGGAGAGUAAAACCGAGCCUGACGGUUCAUACAGGAUACGGGGACUACAGCCGAAAUGUACCUACACUAUUCACCUGAAGAGUGAUGUUAACCGACACAUCGAGAGAGCGGCACCCAAGUCACAACAGAUCACGGUGGUGGACAGUGACUUCACCGACGUGUCCGUCAUUGCCUUCCGUCGAGUGAACCAGAUGGACAUCAGUGGGAACGUCAUCACACAGGAAGAGCACCUUCCCAGUCUUAAGGUUCGGCUGUACCGAGACGAGACUCCCGAUUCUCCCAUUCAUACCGUCAGUCUGGGUACUGUUACAUUCUUCUUCCUUCCUUCCCUGCCGAUCGACAACGAGCAAUACACCAUUAAACUGGAGAGCUCCCUGUCCAAGGCUUCUUUUGAAUUUACUUUGCCAACCGUCAACUUCGUGGCCAACACUUCCUAUCAACACCACAGUAUCAAAUUCAGCCCCCUCAGAAAAUCUUUUGACCAAGAGUUCAUUCAAGGGACUUCACUCUUCCUUCCCUUUUCAUUACUCCUGGCUGCUGCAGUUUAUAACUAUCAAAAAAUUUUGCCCUAUUUGAUGCGCCUGCGGUCCCAGGCACAGUCUAUGCUGGCCGCCAGUCAGACCGACACUUCGAUGUCCGGGACAGGGGAUGCAGGACUUGGCUCUGAUCUCCAGAUGAAGAAGAAGAUGAAAGCAAGGAAGACAUCAUGAUAAUGUUGGGUUUAGAUCUGGAAAAAAAGUUCUAAUAUCGUUUAGAUUUUUAUUGGGGUUUUUUGUCUGCAAUAAAGUUGAUUUGUUUGGACAGUGGAUACAAACCCUUCCCCACAGUUAAUCAUGGUGAAGACCAUUGCUGAAGAAAUCCUAUAUUAAACUGUUUAAUAUAUAUAAAGAAAACUACAAAAAAAACAAGUCAGCUUAUAAAACAAAAUCUGUAGAUUUUUCUACCAAACUCAUGAAGAAAUAAAUUUACAUAAUGUUUCCUGUCAUACUUACAUCAAUCAAUGACACACACACAUUGUCAUAAUUUUCUAGAAAAUUUGUCCUACACACAAACUGAUCUCAAGGUCUAAAGUCUGUUUUUAAUAUUUCUUCUCUGUUUUCCAAUCGAUUUCGUAGAUUUGUCUUCAGACUGUAUGUUGUUUAAUGGUAUAUCUGUACCAAGGAGUGGAAUGUAUCUAUUACUAUUUAUUUUACAACUUGCAUUUUUUCAAGUCAUUAUUUUAAGUAAGGCUGUUAAAAUGUAUGCAGUUUUUGACGGAGCAUAGAGAGCAAAGUAUUAGAUGUUAUAUUUCUACAGCAAAUUGAAAUUCCAUUUUAUGUGUUACUUUACUGUGAACCCUUUCACCCCGUGUAACUUUAGUAGACUCUGCCAUGCAUUGAUAUGGAUGAGUCCAUUAUAGUCUACAGCGGUGAAAGGGUUAAUAUGGAGAUUUGUUGGCUUUGUGGAUUUCUCAUCCCUUCACCUUCCUUUUGUGCCGCCUGAUAACCCUCCAGGACCCCUUCAGGCCCCCUCCAGGCCCCAUCCCUGCCCCCUGUUUAUCCUCCUGGUACCCCCUGGUCUCAACCAGGCCCCUGAUCAGUUCACAUUUCUGGUAAUACCUGGUCCCCUCUUUGCCCCCCUGUUCAUCCUCCUGGUACCCUCUGGUCCCAUUUAGGCCCCUGAUCAGAUCACACUCCUGGUUCUAUCUGGUCCCCUCCAUAUGCCCUGUGACCAUCCUCCUGGUACUCUCUGGUCCCAUUUAGGCCCCUGAUCAGAUCACAAAUUAGUUUUAUCUGGUCCCCUCCAUAUGCCCUGUGACCAUCCUCCUGGUACCCUCUGGUCCUCUCUGUGCCCAUUAAUCACUUGUCUUUUAGUCUCUGGUCCUCUCCGUGCCCAUUAAUCGCUUGUCUUUUAGUCUCUGGUCCUCUCUGUGCCCAGUAAUCAUGCAUCUUUUACCCUCGGGUCCUUUCACAGCCCCCUGAUUACCCCUCUGGUAUUAAGGGUCAGACCUUAUGGCCAGCUGUAUGAAGUUUGUAAGAUUUGAGAUAAAGUAUGUAUGCAUAUGAAUGUUUUGCUUAAUUUGUAUGCAAGUACCUCUCUGAAUGAUACUGAAAUUUGAUUCGAAAUUUGUGAUUGCUUGCAAUACCUUGUCAUGAUUUAAUGUGUUUUACCUAAGUUUCAUACCUAGAUUUGUGUCCAAAACGGAAUGCUUGAGAAUUGACUUACCCUAGAAAUUGAAUAAAAUAUAUUGUGGAAGGAAGGUGAAGUAAGUGCUGGAUAAUGUUGUUUGAUAGUAGGGUAGCUGUGAUGUUCAAUUUCAACAAUUUCGUCUCAAUAACACACUGUCUACAAGGCUAUUAAUACCCCAGCAAGCGUUAUCCAGACCAAGGGAUUGUCUAGUCUGAUGCUAAAGAAACCUAACUUUUGUCAUUAUAGCUUUACACUAUAAAAACACUUGUAUAUGCGUCAGCCUUCUUCAGAACCGCUGUCUUUGUUUUAUAUUAGAGAACAACAACACUUCCUUUGCACCAGAAAAUAUGCUGAAAAUGAAAAUAAAAUCUUCAUACUGAUAUUCAAAAACUCAUGAAUAAUUGAACAAAAUAGUAAACACUUUCACAAAAACUUUUUGUAUUUUUUUUUGAAACAAGGUUAUACUUUGUUUAGGAGUACACUUUUUGUGUGUAUGUUAUUAGGUAGUACACUAUAUAGUAUAUUAUAGAUGUUGUAGGUAUUAAAUUGUUGCACAUUCCUUUUAUAAUCAGUUUUUAUUCCAGAUUCAAGUUCCUCCUGUGUGAAGGGAUUGAACUGAGGUCACCUCAACCCGUUUUAUAUAUUGCCAGUUAUCGGAACUUACUGCUGGAAUAAAAAAAACAUGAACUGUUAACUGAAAAAAGGGAAUUUAAUUAAGCGUAACUUAUCAUUAUUUCGGGAUUUGAGAUAUAGUUUAUAUUCGACAUAUGAAUUAGACUUUGUCGUAUGCAUUUUUAACUCAUUUACCCCCUGAAGAUGCAUUUGAACUCUUCCAAUUCAAAGGAUGGAAUAGUUAAUUAUGAAAUUUCAGGGGUGGAUGAGUUAAUGAUUCAGCAAGUGAAAUAUAAACAUGCAGAUCGUAUAACAGGGUUUAGGGUAGAGCCAACGCCGUGGGUUCUUCAAUGGCGGAAUAAUCUGGUCCUCUGCCCCUCGUCUGCAUACUGAAGGCAAUUAAGUAAAAUGGGUUUCAUAGACAUUCAGUCACUACAGGCGAAGGAGCAUGUGUUUUAUUAGAAAUAGUUGUGGUUAAAUCUAUGAUCGCUUAAUAUAACGAUAUGCAAACUUUUCUUAAAACAGAUUCUAAAAGCACAAUUCCAUGUUUCAAGUUAAUUACCUGGUACAUGUAUUCAUAAAACUGAAUUUUGAUUACACACCAUUCAUUUGUUUGGAUCUUUUGUCUAUUGCAAGAUUGUGUAUAAGAUUGUUUACAGAACCUUUAAAUUUAGUACUAUUUAAUUCAGAUGUAUGUACGUUUGUCUAUUUAUCCAGUUUAUUGUGAAUUUGUUAAGGGAUAUUGUGAGUUUAACAUGUCAACACAUUCACCCCUGAUGACACAUUUGAACUCUUCCAAUUCAAAGGUUGGAAUAGUUCAUUACGAAAUUUCAGGGGUGAAUGAGUUAAAGUGUAUGAUUUGUAAGCAGGGAUACGUUCAGACUCGAAAAUAUUCUGGUGGGCACAUUUCGUGAAGUGCAUUUCUGACCUUUUAAUUCGAAGAGGGUGCAUUGCACUGUACUUUUCUACAACAAAUUGCUACAAAACGUUUUUGUUCCUGAACACACUCUAUGUUGAAUCUGUAGAAGUAUGGGGUGUAAAGUACUAGAGUUUCUGGGUGAAAUUUAGAGGAUAGAUAUUUUGUACCUGUAUGAAGAGAAUUUGUACCCGUAUGAAGAGAUUUUGUACCUGUCUGAAGAGAUUUGUGUAUUUGUAAUAAAAAGAAUUGUCCUUUUA